Miniopterus natalensis is the source of this 2834-nucleotide messenger RNA. RefSeq names its product zinc finger protein 846 (gene ZNF846). Gene Ontology annotation, biological process: regulation of transcription by RNA polymerase II. Gene Ontology annotation, molecular function: RNA polymerase II cis-regulatory region sequence-specific DNA binding; DNA-binding transcription factor activity. NCBI's taxonomy places the organism in Eukaryota, Metazoa, Chordata, Mammalia, Chiroptera, Miniopteridae. The record is from RefSeq and is a predicted model, not a curated record.
UACUUCGCGUUCCUCCUCGUAUUUGAGAUGGGUUUUCUCCUCUGUAGGCAAUAGGGCUCGGUUCUCAGGCCCAGCCGCUCGGGCUGACCGGAGUCGCGGAGCCUGCUCGCCGCCUGUGCGCCGUGCUCGAGGCUUCCGUGGCCGCCGCGGCUCGUCAGGGCUCCGCCCGUGCGGGUCCGGCUGGUGGCUCGGAGUCUCGGUGGAGGCAGGGCCUUUCCUCCAGCCGCCGCGCACCUCUCCUCAGAAUCUGCCAAAGCAACCUCCUCGCCUUUCUCCAGAGGGAAAAACAUUUACGCUGUUCUGGGAAAUGGCCCCAGCGUCCUCUUCUGCUGACCGACCUGAGAUGGCUAAAGAGUGAUGGUUGACAAUUGAAAAAUAUUGCUUGAUAAUCAAAUGUUGUGAACCAGUUACCAAGACACUCUAGUAUGUGAAGAUAAAUUGAAAUCAACCUCUCACUUUAAAUUCAAAAGCUUCUCUGAUGUGAUCUGCUGAGCAAGAAGUGAAAUGUUUUGGGAAAUCUCACUAUCAGGUUCACAGUAUGCCAGUUAUCGAUCUGACUUGUGAGUGGUGAGUCCUUUUUGAUGCUUCGCAAAUCGUAUAUAUAUUCUUCACAAAUGGCACGUCUAGUGCUCAAGGGAUGAGUGAUCAUGCAGUGGGCCAUAUAAGUGGGAUUGAAAUGGCCAGAGUGAGUAUAAGUCAGGCUCCUGGAAUUUGAGAUGCAAGAAAGUGUGUGUGCUUUUUUGGGGGAAAAUGUUUAUGAAUCUUAUCAUGUCUGUCAAACAGCUCUGCACCUCUGUAUUUUUAAUUUGUGUACUCUAAGAUGGAAUUUUUAACUGGUUCCUCAUGGGUAGCAAAAUACUGAAAACCAUUUUCUUAUGCCAGGUAACUCAAGGCUUUGUCGUAUUAUGGAAGUAGUGUGUGGUGUGUUAUGUGUAUGGAAUGGAACAGCUUAUAGGCAUGUGAUUGUUGGAAUUGAAUUGGCUUCGAAGUCCAUGUCAUUCUUUUCUCUCAGAUCAUCUUUCUUGGAAUCCUUACUGUCUUUUUGAAAGGAAAAUUGAGGCAAGGAUGGUGGCUGGGUUACUGAUGGAUUCUUCUCAGCUUUUACAAAGUGCUACAUUGUGUUCAGUGCUAACCAUGGCCUGUCAACAGAGGAGGAUAAGACAAGAAGAGCCCAUGCACUUAGUGACCUUUGAGGAUGUGGCUGUGGACUUCUCCCAGAAGGAGUGGACUUUGUUGGACCAAACGCAGAGAGAUCUCUACAGAGACGUGAUGUUGGAGAAUUAUAAGAAUCUCAUUACUCUAGAAUUUGAUUUACAACUCAAAACCAAAGUUUCCACACCUCUUCAAGAUAUUUCCAUGGAAAAAACAUCAAAUGGAAUACAAUUGGAGAGAAGCAUUGCUAGAGUGAAACAAUAUGGCUCUAUCCUCUGUGGAAAAGUAUUUAGUGAACACUUGUUUCUUAUGACUCACAUUAGACAGAAAAUUUCUAAGGGUAAUCAGAGUGGAAAAGCUUUCAAAAAGAACUGUAUUCAAAGCUUCAAGGAAGUCAACACUGGGGAUAAAACUUACAUGUGUGUUCAACAUGAAAAAGCCUCUGGUCAGCUUUCAAAUUUUAUUUGGCACAAAAAAAUUCAGACACGAGGGAAAUUGUGUGAAUGCAAAGAUUAUCAGAGAACAUCUGUUAAUCAGUCAUCCUUUAAGGUAUAUUUGAGAUACCACACUGGAGAAAAACCAUAUGAAUGUAAAGAGUGUGGGAAAGCCUUCACCCAUUCCUCAUACCUUACAGAUCAUAUAAAAAUUCACAAUGGAAAAAAGCCCUAUGAAUGCAUGGAAUGUGGGAAAGCCUUUACUCGAUCCACAGGACUUAUUUUACACAUACAAAUUCACACUGGAGAAAAACCGUAUGAAUGUAAGGAAUGUGGAAAAGCCUUUAUUCAUUCCUUAUACCUUACAAAGCAUGGAAGAAUUCACAGCGGAGAGAAGCCGUAUCUAUGUAAGGAGUGUGGGAAAACUUUUACCCGUUCCUCAGGACUUGUCUUACACAUGCGGACACAUACUGGAGAAAAACCCUAUGUAUGUAAGCAAUGUGGGAAAGCCUUUAAUAAUUCUUCAAUGCUUAAUCAACACAUAAGGACGCACACUGGAGAGAAGCCAUAUGAAUGCAAGCAGUGUGGGAAAGCCUUCAUUCAGUCAUCGGGCCUUACUACACAUUUAAGAACUCACACUGGAGAGAAGGCCUAUGAGUGUAAAGAUUGUGGGAAAGCAUUUGCUCGUUCCACAAAUCUUAAUGUGCACAUGCGGACACACACUGGAGAAAAGCCAUACAAAUGUAAAGAAUGUGGGAAAGCCUUUAGAUACACCACAUGUCUUAAUAUUCACAUGCGAACUCACACUGGAGAGAGACCAUACAAAUGUGAGGAAUGUGGGAAAACCUUCACUCAAUCUUCAGCACUCACUGAACAUCUAAGAACUAAGCCUUGUGAAAAACCCUGGAAAUGUUCCUCAGGACUUACUAUUCACAUCUAAACUCAUCGGCCUAAAGACCUUAUGAAAGCUCUUUUUCUUCAGUGAGGGGCUGACAGCCCCCCCAGCAGACGCAGAGAAGCAUAUCUUUGUGAAUACUCUGAUAGGCAAGACCAUCACCCUCAAGGUCGAGCCCAGUGACACCACUGAGAAUGUCAAAGCUAAAACCCAAGACAGGCAGGGCAUCCCACGUGACCUACAUCUGAUUUUUGCAAACAGCUGGAGGAUGGCCACACUCUGACUACAAUAUCCUGAAAGAGUCCACCCUGCGCUUGGUGCUUCCUUUGCAGGGAGGCAUCAUCAGUCCCUCC